Molecule: messenger RNA, 1416 nt
Organism: Theileria parva strain Muguga
Lineage: Eukaryota; Apicomplexa; Aconoidasida; Piroplasmida; Theileriidae
Product: WD domain G-beta repeat protein
Exons: 1
Coding region: 126-1211 (361 amino acids)
Biological process (GO): protein import into nucleus; COPII-coated vesicle budding
Cellular component (GO): nuclear pore outer ring; COPII vesicle coat
Molecular function (GO): protein binding; structural molecule activity
Source: RefSeq, a predicted model, not a curated record
UCGAAAAUUUAAUAAUAGUCGAAAUUUUAAUAAUAGUCGAAAAUUUAAUAUUAAUAGAAAUUUUUCAAAAUUUCAAAUUUCUUGACAAUUUGACUAAAAAUAACUGAACUCAGUAAAAUAAAAAGAUGUUAACGGUGACACCAAAUUUAUCGGUGAAUUUGGGCCAGUUACUGCAGAAGGCUGUGCAUCUGAACGACUUGCAGUAUGACUACUUCUCAAAGUAUUUAGCCGCCGCUUGUAGGUCCCAAACUGGCCCUGAGGUCGUAAUCUUCACUAAGGAUUCUGGCAACUCUUUAACGGCGCUUUCAACUUUUGGCACAGAGUUUGAACCGCUCUUCGUUUCCUGGGCACCGCCAGCCUUUGGCACUAUUCUAAUUGUUGUCUCCAGUGACAACUCUCUCACUUACUACAGAAAUGACCAAAACUGCCAAGGACUCUGGAAAGUUAUCUACAAAACUAACCAACUCAAUCCUGUAAGUUCUAUGGCAGUGGGCUCUACUCCAAUUAGUUCUACUGUUCUGAGUUCUACUGGAAUGAAUUCUAGUGUUCUGAAUUCUGUGGGAGUGAGUUCUACUGGAGGAGAAUUAGUAGUGGCGUUAGGAUCCUUGACGGGAUCUGUAACGCUUGUGACUUCGUGUACGAGAUUUGAGACUACAACUUUCAAGGCGCACACCGGUCCUGUUUACGCCCUCGCAUUCAGUCACAGUAACACCGGUGAACUAUUAAUGGCCACCGGUGGCAUUGAUAAUACCAUCAAACUCUGGGAAAUUACUAAUAAUAAUAAUGGGAGUGUAAACAGUGUAAAUAAUAGCAAUGGGAUUGCGGUUGGGUGUGUGAUGAUUUGGAAGUUUGAGUUGGAGUUGGACGUUAAGCGUUUGGGCCGAGUGAAUUCGUUGUGUUGGAGUCGGGAGGGACUACUCGCCGGAGCCACAGAGUCCCACCUCUACAUCUUCCAAAAAACCAACGAGUGGACAUUACUACAAAAGUUAACCUUGGGACACAAUUUGACCUUGGGGAAGAAUGUAAAUUUGACACACAAUGUAAGUUUGGGACACAAUGUAAGUUUGGGGCACAAUGUAAGUUUGGGUCAAGUGCAAAUGACGUUUGUGGCGUUUAAUAAUGAUCACAUAGUGUUGUUGCAGGAUUCUGAGACUGUCGUUUUCAGGCGUAACGACGCAGGGACCUUCGAACCACUCACCAACACACAUUAAUUCUUCACUACUAAAUGUGUUAUUUUUACUAUGUUAGGCGUAAUUUUUCACUACCAAAUGUGUUAUUUUUACUAUGUUAGUUGUAUCAAGGGGUAAAAUUGUCAUUUUGGGGUCGAAAUUAGAAAAAUUUUUUUACCAAUAAUUCCAAUUUUUAAUUCAAUAAAAUUUUUAUACAUAAUUUUAUAAUAAUUUUUUAUAAUAAUUU